Molecule: messenger RNA, 509 nt
Organism: Trichoplusia ni (cabbage looper)
Lineage: Eukaryota; Metazoa; Arthropoda; Insecta; Lepidoptera; Noctuidae
Gene: mRpL55
Product: 39S ribosomal protein L55, mitochondrial
Exons: 2
Coding region: 112-453 (113 amino acids)
Biological process (GO): translation
Cellular component (GO): mitochondrial large ribosomal subunit
Molecular function (GO): structural constituent of ribosome
Source: RefSeq, a predicted model, not a curated record
UUUGUCUGUUGACUCUAAAUGACAUAACCAGAUAACCACUGUUACGAGGUUAUAAAAUAGUUUCAUGUUGAAUUAUUUUUCCAAAAUCAUUCAAAUAUAUGUUUCAUUAUAAUGAAUACUAGAGCACUAUUACACUUAAAAACUUCCUUUAUAAAUUUGUGUUGUAAAAGUUAUUUACAUAACAAUGUAGCAAGCGUUACCAAGAUACACAGAGAUAUUUACGCUAGAAUGUAUCCUACAAGAGUUGUAUUGUCUGAUGGUGCUUCUAUUAAUGUACGAUAUCAUGAACCGAGAAAAAUUAUUAAGCUGCCACUGGAUUUGUCACAAUUAACUGAAGAAGAGCGUAAAAUGAGACUAGAAAAGAGGAAACCAAAGAAGAAAGUUAAAAUUACUGAUGAUAUUGAAGAUGACUUUAAUGCCAAGAAAUAUUUAAAAUACAUAAAAAAGAAGUAGAUGCCAUAAGCAUUUCAUGUUAUUAGGUUUUAGUUAAUUAUAAAAUAUAAAAUUAA